Molecule: messenger RNA, 957 nt
Organism: Mycetomoellerius zeteki
Lineage: Eukaryota; Metazoa; Arthropoda; Insecta; Hymenoptera; Formicidae
Gene: RNASEK
Product: Ribonuclease kappa
Exons: 2
Coding region: 217-516 (99 amino acids)
Biological process (GO): nucleic acid metabolic process
Molecular function (GO): RNA endonuclease activity
Source: RefSeq, a predicted model, not a curated record
AUUAAACGUCACAUGAUUACAAAAACGUUCAUCGCGGUGUAUCGUCACGACUGUCACGAGUGUUACGACGGACGAUCAGCCGAGGAUAUUAACGAACGCUGGUACCUGGGUCACCUCGUUCACGUUCGCGGCUAAUCACCAAGGGUUCGUGUAAACCAACGACGAAGUCGCUUGGUUAAAUUUGACCACUCUGUACGAACGAUCUUGUCGAUCAGGAUGAAGGUCUGCGGGCCCAAAUACGCCUUGUGCGGUUUAGUGUUGUCUGUUUGGGGCAUAUUCCAGUUGCUCUUCAUGGGAGUAUUUUUCUACGUCCGGAGCGUAGCACUGGUGGAGGAUCUCCCGUUGGGAGAGCUGAAGGAAAAUCUCACCUCAACAGAUGAAUUCUACAAAGUGGUAGACCGAGGAUACACGCAGAACGCAUACAACUGCUGGAUUGCCGCAUGCAUUUACGUUCUCACUUUCCUUUUCUCUGGCCAUCAGUUUUAUCUCAAUUCCAGAUCGUCCCUUAGCGUAUAAAUACACGGAUGUUAUAUGCAAUGACGCUACUGUGCAUCUGAUUUGUAAUAAUGUACAUCUAGAAAAUAUCUUGGUUUCAAAUUAUUUUAAAGCAUUAUACAGUUAUUCUACAGUCAAGUUGUUAUCCAAACACAACAUCAUGUAGAUAAAUGUCUGUGUUCCAAGUGUUUUUACAAGUGCAAAAGAUGUAUUUUUUUGCCACAUAUGUGUAUAUUCAUAUUUCCAUAUAUUAAUAUGUAUUUUAUAUAUAUGUAUCGCAAUGAAGCUGAAAAAAGCAGAAUGGAGGCGGGAGAUUGUAUAAUUUUUGCAGAGGUCUUACUAUUGUGCCAGAAUUUGUUUCAUUCAUCGGUAGUAAUAUAUUUCAGUAAGUUCUGCUUAUAUAUUGUUACAUAUGUUGUUAAUAUAAUGAAAUAAAUUAAUCGUAGACUAUUGAUGGCUGUU